CAGAACCAACAUGUGGAUCCUUUUAUUUUCCUUCCUGCUAACUGCUGUUUCCCUACAUGGAAUCCAAAUUGAUUUCGAACGAUUCGAGCAACUGUCAGGAUUUAAUUUGUACAACAGUUCACUGCGCGUCCGUAAGUUUAAUCGAACGCUGGUAACGCUCAACGGUACGCUGGAGAUAGUGGCACCACUGAACAAAACCAUUAUGGUCUCGACGGACUUCUUUCACAGCAGCCGCGGCAAUCAGCAGUAUAAUCACCAUCCGGCCAAGUUUCCAACCCGUGACGUGUGCGACUUUAUGUCCAACUUUUACGAAGGCUACAAUGAGCACGUCGAGGAUAUAAUCAACAUGCCAAAAAGGGGCGAAUGUCCCAUUACUCCCCGCAUGAUCUACGUCGUGAAUAAAAAUUUCCCGGCCAAAGCGGUACCGCACUUUUUUCGCCCAGGUCUGUGGAAGGCUUACAUGAUAAAUAAGAUAAAAAAUGUCGAGGUAUCACGGUUCGAGAUGUUGACAGGGUUCGACGUGUACGGCAGUACGCUUCGUGUACGCAAAUACAAUCGUACCACGAUCGUUCUAAACGGAACCUUUACCUCGAAGAUUGUUCUGGACAACAAAUAUGUGGUUUCGACACAACUCUUCCACAGUCCGCUCGGCAAUCAACAGUUUAACCAUUAUCCGAUGAAGCUGCCAACGCACCAGUUGUGCGAUUUUGUCGAUAUGCUCCAUGAUGAAUACGGUGAAUAUCUGGUCAACGUGUACAACAUGCCGGAACGGGGCUCGGUGAUCAUCCCGAUAGAUAUGGCAGAUAUCAAUGUCACCGAGCAUGUGAUAGUCACUGUUUGA
Messenger RNA from Anopheles merus, 841 nucleotides. RefSeq lists its product as uncharacterized. Lineage: Eukaryota; Metazoa; Arthropoda; Insecta; Diptera; Culicidae. The record is from RefSeq and is a predicted model, not a curated record. The transcript is spliced from 5 exons. The coding region runs from base 11 to 841 and encodes 276 amino acids.